AUGGCGACAUACCUGGCAUCGAUUUACGGCACAGAGAAGGACAAGGUCAACUGUUCGUUCUACUUCAAAAUCGGAGCCUGCAGACACGGCGACAGAUGCUCGCGGAAACACGUUAAGCCCAACUUUUCCCAAACAAUCCUCGUCCCAAACGUCUACCACAACCCCUCCCACGACGCCAAUUGCUCCCUCUCCAAACCUGAGAUUCAGGAAGACUUUGACAACAUCUAUGAGGACUUCUUUGUCGAGCUGGCGAAAUACGGCGAGAUCGAGGAAAUGCAUGUCUGUGAUAACAUUGGUGACCAUCUCGUUGGGAACAUCUAUGCCAGAUUCAAGUAUGAGGAGGAUGCUGGAAAUGCUGUCGAGAGUUUGAAUAACCGAUUCUAUGCUGGAAGACCACUCUGGGCGGAACUGUCUCCCGUUACAGAUUUCCGUGAAGCAGACAGGAAUCUGAAGCGGGAGCUCUUUGCAUCUCAGAGGAACUAUCAGCGUGAAAAGCGGCGCGAGGAACGACACAGGGAUCACAGCCAUCACAGCUCUGUUGCCCCUGAAGACGCAGAGCACAUGAACCCAGAACCCAGCCAUCAUGCUUAG
Molecule: messenger RNA, 591 nt
Organism: Linnemannia hyalina
Lineage: Eukaryota; Fungi; Mortierellomycota; Mortierellomycetes; Mortierellales; Mortierellaceae
Source: the annotation of a GenBank genome assembly